Molecule: messenger RNA, 1002 nt
Organism: Vicia faba (fava bean)
Lineage: Eukaryota; Viridiplantae; Streptophyta; Magnoliopsida; Fabales; Fabaceae
Source: the annotation of a GenBank genome assembly
AUGAACGCCGGCGGAGCCACCGUCAUCCGAUCCAUCCUCGAUAAACCUCUCAACCAGCUCACCGAAGAUGACAUUUCGCAACUCACCCGCGAAGACUGCCGCAGAUUCCUCAAAGAUAAAGGGAUGCGCAGGCCUUCCUGGAACAAAUCUCAGGCGAUCCAGCAAGUUAUUUCUCUCAAAGCGCUUCUUGAACCUACCGACGAUGAUUCUCCUGCACCGGUUUCCUCCGCCAUACACCGCCAUCACCACCACCACGCUCAACCACCUCAAGGGAAUUUGAGUGAAGCUGCUCCGGUGAAGGGUUCGGAUCCCGAUGAGACCGGUGUUCGGGCUGUUGAGGAUAUUCAGAAAUCGAUUUCACCUGUUGCAGAUAAACCUAAUGAAACAAAUGAUGCUCCUGCCGGGGGGUGCGCGCCUAGUGGGUCAUUUGGACAAAUGACAAUUUUCUACUGUGGUAAGGUGAAUGUCUACGAUGGAGUCUCACCGGAUAAGGCACAGUCAAUCAUGCAACUUGCUGCAAGUCCGACCCUGUUUCCUCAAGACAGUCCUUUAAAUAAAAAUGCAGCAGUUUGGGCUUCUUCUUGCAACAUACCGAUUGAUAAAGAUGUCCUCUACCCCACUAACACAGCAAUCCUUCAAGUUUCUCAAACAGAUAAGAUGGUGGAAUAUCCUCUGCAAUACAGGGAGAAAGGGAGCACACUUCGAGAUGCUGAUGUAGAGGGUCAGGCAAGCAGAAAAGUGUCGCUGCAGCGAUAUCUUGAAAAGCGAAAGGACAGGGGAAGACCGAAGGGAAAGAAACUGACUGGCAUAACUUCAUCUAACUUUGAGAUGUAUUUGAACCUUCCAGUGAAGAUCCAUGCCUCAAAUGGGAACUCAAGCCGUAGUAGCACUGACUCUCCACCACAGACUAGACUUCCUCUAGUUUCCAGUGGCUCAGCUGACAACCAGCCGAAAAUUGCCCUUCCUAUUGAUCUGAAUGAUAAAGAUGUUCAAGAAUGCUAA